This is a messenger RNA of Cottoperca gobio, 3180 nucleotides long. Its product is annotated as protein O-GlcNAcase. The transcript is spliced from 17 exons. The record is from RefSeq and is a predicted model, not a curated record. The coding region runs from base 316 to 2553 and encodes 745 amino acids. Gene Ontology annotation, biological process: glycoprotein metabolic process. Gene Ontology annotation, molecular function: beta-N-acetylglucosaminidase activity. NCBI's taxonomy places the organism in Eukaryota, Metazoa, Chordata, Actinopteri, Perciformes, Bovichtidae.
AGAGGAGGAGAGGGAGGCAGAUCGAGGAGAAGCAUGAAGAACACCCCCGGUAUCUAAGCUAACAGACAGCAUAUCGUCCUCCCUCGCUCUUUAGGGGCCGACUGGAAGCGGAGGGAGGCAGCGGGGCUGAGGACAGUAUGGAGGAGAAGAAGCAGUUUCUUUGUGGGGUGGUGGAAGGUUUCUAUGGGAGGCCUUGGACUAUGGAUCAGAGGAAGGUUCUCUUCCACUGGAUGCAAAGUUGGGGGUUGAACACCUACCUGUACGGCCCAAAAGAUGACCUGAAACACAGACUAUUGUGGAGAGAAGUCUACUCUCAUGAAGAGGAGGGUCAGCUGCCGUAUUCUCAUUAAGGAGGCCCGGUCCAGAGGCCUGAAGUUUGUUUACGCCCUCUCUCCUGGUCAGGACAUCGUCUUCUCUUCUUCCUGUGACCUGACACUACUGAAACGCAAACUAAGACAGGUAUCAGACCUGGGCUGCCAGGCAUUUGCUAUUCUGUUCGAUGACAUCGAUCACUCCAUGUGUCAGGCUGACAGCGAGGCCUUUUCUUCAUUCGCUCAUGCUCAAGUCACUGUAACCAAUGAGAUGUAUCGGUUCUUGGAGGAACCGCCCGUCUUUCUAUUCUGCCCUACAGAGUACUGCGGCUCUCUGUGUUCUCCCAGCGUAUCAAAGUCUCCCUACCUGCAGACUGUCGGAGAGGACCUGCUGCCUAACAUAACAGUGAUAUGGACGGGCAGUAAGGUCAUCUCCAGGAAACUGUCUGUAGACUGCCUGGCUGAGGUAGAGUCUGUCCUCCAGCGCCCUCCGCUCAUCUGGGACAACCUGCACGCUAAUGACUACGACUCCAGACGUCUCUUCCUGGGGCCUUUCAAGGGCAGAGAGCCUCAGCUGAGGAGCCACCUGAGAGGCCUGUUACUCAACCCCAACUGCGAGUUUGAAGCCAACUACAUCCCUCUUCAUUCGCUGGGCAGCUGGUACACAGCUGGAAAAGAGGAGAGGAAAGAUGAGGAGUGUGAAUACUGUCCUGAUAGAGCUCUGUCUGCUGCUCUACAUGAUUGGAUGGAGGAACUCAACCAACCACUACAAGCAGGUCGGCAGAGCACGCGAGCAGACCAGCGUUCCUCUGCUUCAACAACUCGCUGCAAAACCCCCGACAGAUCCGACUGCUCUUCCACCUUCAGAGGAACCUCUGUCGUGGACAAGCUCCCCGUUUUCCCCCUGAACUCCAGCUCACCUCCAUCAUCACCCACUAAGGCCAAGGGGGAGACGGAGACAGAGAAGAAGAGAGUAAACCAGUCUACUCAACCCAACCACCAACCUCAAGCACCCAGGCCUGGCGCACCCUCUGGCGGUGGCAGGGGGCAGAAGGCCCAGGGCUGGGCGCUUUGUGGUGGGAAGGGCCUGCUAAGUGAGUCCCAGGUGCGGCUGCUGGUUGGUCUUUAUUAUCUGCCCCACGAGUAUGGUCCGUCCGCCCAGAAACUGCUGCAGGACCUGAGCUGGCUGAAAGCAAACUGCCACCUGGUCAGCUCUAACAGUAAGAAGACGCCGCCUCAGAAGAUCGAUGAGUGGCGUGGCCGGUCCUCCAGGGUCCUGUCCCUGUGUGAAGACAUAGCGCAGCUCCACUGCAGCGUGGUGGGAGGGGCCAACAGGGCCGUGCUCUAUGACCUUUACCCUUACGUGUGGGACCUGAGGAACACGGCUCUGGUGGCUAAAGCAUUCAUAUGCUGGCUGGAUGGACGAGUGUUGAGUGACAGCUCCACUCUGGGCACCUGGAAGAACUGCUUCCACUGGUGCGGGAAGACCACAGGGGCAGACCUACUGGGAGUGGAAUCAGAACCAUGGGUGUUCAAAGGGGGCGUGUCCGGGGAGGUGCAGAUGCUUCUCCCAAUAGGCAGCAGCAGUGAACUCUUCACUCAUCCGCCUCCUCUCUUCCCUACCUCGCGUCUCUAUAACAUCCGGCCCUAUCACGGCAAAGACAAGUUGGAGUUGUAUCGGAUGGUGCGCCAACUCCACCUGAGGACUCAGGGUGGCCAAGAGUCCAGUCUUCACCCAGAUGUCAUAGGAGACAGAUGUCUCGGACCUUGCCUGGUGUUGUGCCCGGAGUACUGUUUCAUCCUGGAGGAUGAACUGGGUGUGUGUGGCUGUGUGUUGGGCAUCUUGGAUGUUCGCUUGUUUGGCAAGCGGUGCCAGGCCAGCUGGAUGCCUGCCAUGAGGGACAAAUACCCAACUAAAGGGGGCAACAUACACCCAAACACACAGGACUUGAUCCAGCUGAUGGAGGAGGACCAGGGGGAGUACCCAGAAUCUCUCCUCUAUCACUUCCCCUCUCAGCUGCGGCUGGACGCGCUGCCUGAGCUGGUGGACGUCAGCGUCAGCCGCACUCUGCUCACCGCCCUGCUCACUGCACUCAAGGCCAACGGUUCUCAGGGUGUGUUCUGCGAGGUGCAGCCGACUGACCGUCAGAGGCUGGAGUUCCUGACAAAACUGGGCUUCCUGGAGAUCCUCAGAGGAGAAGCGAGGAGCAGAGAGGGAGUGGUGCUGGGGAGGCUGCUCUGAACAGAAACCAACACUCACACGGUUACACACACAUACACACCUGCACACAUACAGGCAAUUACACACAGAACAAAGUGACAACACAGUAUGUUCAGUACAGCGUAGAGACGGCUCAGCUCUUCAAACAAGCAGGAUGUGCAUAUUUCCUUUAUUAAAAAGGAACAAUCUGGGAUUCCUUUGAGCCUGUGUGGCAGCAGUAAUGGGGAUGAAUGGAGAUUUCUGAAGGAUUUACAAAAUAUAAAAUAAACCUUCAGCAGAGCUGUGCUAAUCUUUCUUGGAUUCCACCCCUGGCUACGGAUUACAAGAUUUAAUGAAGUUAGAAGGAAGUCCACGACAGGAUAGUUUGAGAACACUGGGAGCAGAGCAGGAGAUCAGCAGCUACAACCUCCUCUGAGGGCAUGUCUUUGGCUCGGUUUAUCAGUCUGUUUCUUCGGUCUGUCUUUCAGCAGGAUAAGGGAAAAACUACAGGCCCGAUAUUCAUAUAAAUUGGUGGCAGGGUGCACCGUGUGCAGAGGGAAAACCCAUUAAAUGUUGGAGCAUGGAGUCUCAGAAUAAUUGGAAAAAUUAGCUUCUGACUGGGAAAAUCCCUGUGAACGCCCCUCAAGUAGGAACAUCUCAGAAACAGCU